CAACAACAAGCAACUCCAAAACCGGACAGGCAAACUUCAAGCUCGUUUCAACGCGCAAAAACGACGCAGAAACGCAUUUUUUUUUACAUUUCCGGAGACUAUUUCAAGAUAUAUAUGAAGUGAACUUUUCUACAAACUUAACCUCCUUCAAGUUUGAUCAAUUUCGCGCCAACAAACAUCAAAUCUCCGCGCAGAAUUCACAAAAAACAAAAAACGAAGACGAGGAAGGAGAAAGAAAGAAAGAAGGCGCAUCCUCCCUUACAAGCCAACAAUCAUUAAAUAUUUACGAGGAUAUCACAGAGCCUUUCUCGAGCCGCGAAAACAGAAAAGAAAGAAAAUAGGUUAGACGAAGCGGUUCCCGAAGAACGAUUUUUGGCAUAUUUCGAGGGCGAGAAUUCGUGGGCACGCUGCAGAAACUGGAGAGAACGUGGAGAGCAUGGAGCCGGAGCCAGUGAGAGGUUUGUCUGACGUCCCGUGACUUUGGGGUGCAGUCGGUCCCGGUUCUGACCCGGGACUCUCCGUGAUGGACCCUCGCUCCUUCAGGACGGACCCGGACGGCGUGGACCAGGUGCUGUCUCUGGACCAGAUCAGGGCCAUCCGCGCCAACAACGACUACGUGGAGCGUCCUGUGGCGGGGUUCGACCCUGGACCCCAGACCGGCUUCUUCUACGUGCACGAGGACCGGGUCUACCCAGUCCACGGCCCUCCCGCUUUGCCGCGCAGCCAGAGCCACCAACAGCACCCCCACUUCAGCCACCUGAGCCGCUCCAGCACCGUCAGCUCCACUUUGUCACGAACGAGCGCGGCGUCCGAUCAGCGUCUGCUCGCCGGCCUCACCCCGUCGCACUCCGGGUUAGGCUCCGUGGUGCGCUCCCAGCCCAAACCGGAUAUAAAGCAGGACAUUUCUUUCGCGAAGGGCCUGACCGAGGAUGAAGUCGGACAGCACAUGUUUAUCUGUGAACGCUGUAGUCGCUGCAAAUGCCAAGAGUGCUGCGCCCCACGCCGUCUCCCCUCGUGUUGGGCAUGUAACCAGCGCUGCCUUUGCUCCCCCGAAAGCCUGGUGGAGUACGGGACGUGUCUGUGCUGCGUCAAGGGACUUUUCUACCACUGCUCCGCCGAGGACGACGAGGAGAACUGCGCCGACCGGCCGUGCUCCUGCUCCUCCUCCCACUCCUGUUCCCGCUGGAGCGCCAUGGCCUUCCUCGCCCUCUGCCUGCCCUGCCUGUGCUGCUACCCCCCGGCCCGCCUGUGCCUCGCCCUGUGCCAGUGCGCCCACGACAGAGCCACGCGACCCGGCUGCCGAUGCGCCAACACCAACACCGUCUGCCGCAAGAUCUCGGCGUCCAACCCCAACGCCGGUGCCCCUCCGCUGAGAAGCAAAACCAUGGAUAAACUUUUAUGA
Boleophthalmus pectinirostris (great blue-spotted mudskipper) is the source of this 1402-nucleotide messenger RNA. Its product is annotated as protein sprouty homolog 3. Bases 524 to 1402 code for a protein of 292 amino acids. Gene Ontology annotation, cellular component: membrane; cytosol. Lineage: Eukaryota; Metazoa; Chordata; Actinopteri; Gobiiformes; Gobiidae. Gene Ontology annotation, biological process: animal organ development; negative regulation of fibroblast growth factor receptor signaling pathway; negative regulation of Ras protein signal transduction. The record is from RefSeq and is a predicted model, not a curated record. The transcript is spliced from 2 exons.